AUGUNGUCGAUGGCCGCGGAGUGUGUCCAGUGGUUCGCAUACAACCCGUCCUCCAUAUUCUUCUCGGCCUACUAUUCCGAGUCGUUGUUCGCAUUCCUCACGUUUGGCGGCAUUUACUUCACUCACGCGUCCGAUAAUAGGCUACACUUGUUGUGGGCGUCGGUAGCCUUUGGACUCAGCUCUGCCACCCGUUCUAAUGGCCUUAUAUCGAUUGGAUUCAUUGUAUACACGAAACUAAAUCAUAUAAUCAAUGACUGUUUUAUGCACCGGCGGUUUGUCCUAUUUUCUAGACUAGUCAUCCAUGUCCUGCAGACAUUAUUCUAUGUGUUGGUAUGUGCGCUGCCAUUCCUCUACUAUCAACUAUACUCAUGGGAACUGUUUUGCGAUGGCGUCCCCAAUAUGCCCAACUGGUGUAUGGCUGACAUACUACUGCCCUACACAUACAUCCAGAAGCGGUACUGGAAUGUAGGCCUUCUGGCCUAUUAUGAGUUCAAACAGAUACCAAACUUUCUGCUCGCCCUCCCAGUCAUUGCAUUCAAUCUUAAGACAUGCCUCCGAUAUUUAGUGAUCAAUAAGUCGAGACUUAUGUCUCUUAUGGCACAGCAGUUCCACCGCCAGAACCGCGAGAAAUACCAUUCAAUUAUGAAUAACGACAAGUGUUUCGUGCAUAUCGUGUACGUGUUGGCGAUGACUGUGUUUUGUAUACUGUUUGUGCACAUCCAGGUGACCACCAGGAUGUUGAUGUCGGCCACACCGUUGAUCUAUUGGGCCAUAGAGUCCGAUGAAAUCAAAAGCCAUAAACGGCGCACAGAUUUCAUACAUCUCUGGUUUUACGGCUAUUUCAUUGUGGGAACUAUUCUUCACUCAAACUUUUUGCCAUUUACUUAACUUAUGCGUUCAUAAUUCAGAUUUCAUUAUGUAUUUUAAGUAUUAUUUAUUUAAUCAGGGA
Molecule: messenger RNA, 949 nt
Organism: Oppiella nova
Lineage: Eukaryota; Metazoa; Arthropoda; Arachnida; Sarcoptiformes; Oppiidae
Source: the annotation of a GenBank genome assembly